Drosophila sechellia is the source of this 1592-nucleotide messenger RNA. It is a transcript of the gene Coq6, whose product is annotated as ubiquinone biosynthesis protein COQ6, mitochondrial. The record is from RefSeq and is a predicted model, not a curated record. Gene Ontology annotation, cellular component: mitochondrion. Gene Ontology annotation, molecular function: FAD binding; 4-hydroxy-3-all-trans-polyprenylbenzoate oxygenase activity. Lineage: Eukaryota; Metazoa; Arthropoda; Insecta; Diptera; Drosophilidae. The transcript has a single exon. Gene Ontology annotation, biological process: ubiquinone biosynthetic process. Bases 70 to 1503 code for a protein of 477 amino acids.
CAUCUCUAGCGGACGGGGAAAAUAAUGAAAUAAUCGUGGAAUUACGAGAAACUUUUGAAAUUCCGUAAGAUGUUGGGUGUUCUACGUAUCCAAGGAGCGUUGGCUACGACGGGGCAGGUGCGUCUUCUGUCCGCCCGCCUGCUGGCCAGCAAAUCCACCACUGACAUGACCACAAACCGCGGAGAAUCCUCACAAUCGGCGGCUACCGAGCACUUUGAUAUAAUCAUUGGAGGCGGCGGACUGGUGGGCACCACAUUGGCCGCCGCUCUGGCCAAGAACCCGACGUUGGCGGACAAGAAGGUGCUGCUGCUGGAGGGUGCGCCCGAGUUCCGGGGAUUUAAUCCCACUGGGCCAUACCAGAAUCGCGUAUCCGCCAUCAAUCACAACUCCAUUGAGCUAUUCAAGUCCAUAGAUGCGUGGACGCACAUCGAGUCGGCGCGCUACAAGCCCGUCAAGCAGAUGCAGGUGUGGGAGUCCAAUACGGAUGCACUGAUCCAGUUCCAGCACGAUAACUUUGCCAGCGAUGUGGCCUGCAUCAUUGAGAACGAUUUGAUCCUGGAUGCGGUCUAUGCGCGGGUCAAGGAAGCGCCCAAUGUGGAGAUCCUCAACAAGGCCAGAAUCCAGUGCGUUCGCCUGCCCAGGGACUCCAACUCCAAUCUCUCCGAGCUGCAGCUACAGGAUGGACGCUCCUUUUCCUGCGAUCUGCUCAUCGGAGCGGAUGGCGCCAAUUCCGUGGUCAGAAAGGAGAUGAACGUGGAUGUGUUUUCCCUUAACUACGACCGCAUGGGCCUGGUGGCUACGCUGGAACUCGGCGAAGAUGCCUGUGAUAAUUCCGUGGCGUGGCAGAGGUUCCUCCCCAACGGACCAGUGGCACUGCUACCCCUAACGGACAGGCUGAGCUCCCUGGUCUGGAGCACCACCAACGAGCAGGCCAAAAUGCUGCAAGCCCUGCCACCCACGGAAUUCGUCGACGCCCUCAACGAAGCCUUCUGCCGGCAGUAUCCGCGCGUGGAGCUCGCAGACAAGGCUGUCCAGGCGCUGAACUCCUUGUUCGGACACAAUGGCAGCCAGCACCAGGUGCAGUAUCCGCCACGGGUGUGCGGCGUGCUGGACAAGUCGCGUGCCACGUUUCCACUCGGUUUUCUGCACGCCUCGUCGUAUGUUUGCAAUGGAGCCGCUCUGGUGGGCGACGCCGCCCAUCGAGUGCAUCCGCUCGCCGGCCAGGGCGUCAAUCUGGGCUUCAGCGAUGUGCGGUAUCUGGUGGAAUCGCUGGCAGCCGGUGCAUACGCCGGCUUCAAGCUCGGCGACAAGCAGCAUCUCAUCAAGUACGAGCGCAAGUGUCUGGCCAAGAAUGUGCCCAUCAUGCUGGGCGUGCAUGGCCUGCACACGCUCUACGCCACGCAGUUCAGUCCGGUGGUCUUGCUGCGCAGCUUGGGUCUGCAGCUGACACAGAACUUGCCGCCCGUCAAGAACCUGUUCAUGCGCGGAGCGAUGGGUCAGUAGAACAGGGACAAUAAGUGGGUAAAAUUAAAUCUUAAGUGUUUACUGUUUGCACAUCACUUGUGAGCGGAAUAAAGUCAGAGUUUAUAUAA